Branchiostoma floridae (Florida lancelet) is the source of this 2110-nucleotide messenger RNA. RefSeq names its product probable G protein-coupled receptor 85. Gene Ontology annotation, molecular function: G protein-coupled receptor activity. Gene Ontology annotation, cellular component: plasma membrane. Gene Ontology annotation, biological process: G protein-coupled receptor signaling pathway. The record is from RefSeq and is a predicted model, not a curated record. NCBI's taxonomy places the organism in Eukaryota, Metazoa, Chordata, Leptocardii, Amphioxiformes, Branchiostomatidae.
ACGUACUGCGCAGUAGAGAGUGUGGAUUCUGCGGGGAUAAUGGUUUUGGAUGGGUUUAGAUUAAAAAUCCAGAGUAAAAAGGGGACAGCACACUGCCUGCCUCGCGCAGGGCCCCUACUGGUCGUUCUGCGAGCUAUCAGCCUUUGUUACGGGUGGCGUUUUAUCCUCAAUACACGGGGAUCUGAUCAAACAUGGCGUCCGGCGCGAGCUAGAGGAUUUCGUGAGCUGCGUGGGAGAGGAUAAAGGCACCGGCAUGGAGAGGGGAACGCUCGGCGGCUGCACAUUUCCGUGAGAAAACAACAACACGGCGCGCUGUGCAGACGAUAAUCAGCUGAGCUGAGGGAAGUUGUCAGACGACGGGAUUUUUUUCUGACACAAGAUGGCGGCGGACCAGGACACACCACAGCAGGACCUGUGUAUGAUCCUGGUGAAGACUGUAACGCUCGGCGUGGUGAUCGUGGCUAGCUUGCUGGGCAACUCGCUAGUUUUAUACGUGCUGUACAAAGAGCAGGGCCUCCGCAAGCCGCCAUUUUUCCUGCUGGCGAACGUAUCUGUGGCCGACCUAGUCAAAACAGUUUUCUGUCUGCCUUUUGCCAUCAUCGCGGUGGUGAACGAUUCGGUUUGGAUUACGGGCGCCCUGUGCCAAGUGGUGGCGUUUUUCAACACCAUGCUCCUGUUCGGGGUGAUCUUCACGCAUUUCACCGUCAGCAUCACCAGAUACAUCGUGGUGACACACAGCAAGUUCCACAGGAAGAAGCUGACGGGCUCCGUCUGCGCGGUGCUCAUUUGUGUCAUCUGGACAGUCGCCAUCAUCAUGGCUUUCCCUCCCGUGUUCGGUCUGGGCACUUACGAAUUCAUUCGGGAAGAGGAGCAGUGCAAUUUCCGCCACAAACACUACCUGACCAACGACACCUUAGGAUUUCUCCUGAUCCUCUCAAUCGUGCUGUUUGCGACCCAUCUAAUCUAUUUGAGACUCUUCGUAUUCAUGCGCAUGCAUCGGAAGAUGAACCCUGUUGUCUUUGUACCCGCGCUGUCACACAACUGGACUUUUUUCGGGCCGGGGGCCACGGGGCAGGCAGCGGCGAACUGGAUGCAGGGGUUCGGGAGAGGACCGGCUCCCCCCGUACUGGGCGGCGGGAGACAACCACAGCAGCCCCGAAACAACAACAACAGCAGCUCGUCGAGCAUGCGGAACAACAAGCUACCAUGGAGAACGCUCCAGACAGAAAAGAAGACAAGCCGACUGCACUAUGUCAUCAUUUUUAUGUUCCUGGUCCUCUGGACACCGUACCUGGUGCAGUCGUACUGGCACAUGCUGGCGAAAGAACGGACAAUUCCCAGCGCGUUCAUGACUAUUUCGGCAUGGAUGACAUAUGUACAGGUCUGUGUCAACCCUUUCUUGUGCGUUCUAUUUAGCCGAGAAUUCCGCAAGGCCGCUCAAAAAAACUUGUAGCACCUGCACAUAAAUAUUGUUGUAAUAAUGAUGAUGAUGACAAAUUUGCGGCGGGAGCCAAAUUAUGAUGAAUAUUAAUAUUUCUGAAGUCCGUUAUUUAUUAUACUAUUCCAGCUUCUAUCAAUGCAAGAGUUUUGUAUUAGAAUUCUAUUUGUGUAUACUAAAGUAAAGGCCUGGGACAAAGCUGUAACAAACAAGAGAUUUUUUUGUACGAAGAAUAUGCCAUUUACCGUGCAACAAAAGACUGACACGUUCCAAUGGGCUCUACUAAAGAGCCACGCACACGAUAUAUUAUAGAUACACAAAACCUUAUUCAGAGCAAGGGAACCGUGAAAAGAGAUAUUAUUCCAAGCCUACAAUUCAAGGCACGAAAAGUAAACCAUUAGUUUAUGCUAGAUGUACAUUUAUCAAGCAAAUAGAUUUUGUUUGUAAGUUCGUAUCAUUUAUUCAAGAGUCGUAGAGUGAAAAGAAUUCAUUCCGUUGAGCGUAUAUUGUUGUACUUACGAGGUAUUGAAAUCACGUGGCUUAAAGUCUAUAAAGUAUGAGGAAUUGAAGGAUUUUACAAUUGCGACACUAAUACUUAAUUUUGUCACGAAUCUUUCUGAAGAUGAGAACAUUUCCGUUUCAAGUGCAAUUAUAUAGACACGCCAUAUUUCA